AUGUGGAUCAAACACAGCGAAGGCAGCAAAAGGGUUAAAGAGAGAAAGCCUAUGUAUGCUUUAGGAUACGAGAACAACCAGUCUUGCCGCAGCUACAAAAUCUUGAUGUUUUGGGAUUGUGACGAAUUAUACGACGGCCAAGUCGAUGGAUUUAAAGUCUAUGAUUUUAACUCUAAUGCGUGGAGAGUUGUUAAUUAUCCCAACUGCUUCAUAAUGAAUUCUCAUGGCGUGAAUUUGAAAGGAAAUGGUUACUGGAAUGCUUAUGAUGACAACUACGUCGACUACAUACUCAGUUUUGAUUUUACAGGAGAGAGAUUUAUACGUUUGUGUUUACCUCCCCCAUCUCAGGGCUGCAUGUAUACGUCUCUAUCAGUUGUUAGAGAAGAACUCUCAGUGUUACGUUGUGUGAAUGGUUCAUCAAAGAUUGAGAUGUGGGUGACGACCAAUAAAAUGGAUACUUCUGCUUCAGAAUUGUCAUGGAGCAAAUCCUUUACAAUGAACUUUGGUUUUCCUGUCUUAGUUUACACGGGUCUUUUAAUCGACGAAGAUAAGAAAGUGGUCUUGUGUAAUACAAUUGUGGGGGACCACUUGAGGGGGGCAUGUACUAUUGGAGAGGAAGAUAAAUAUUACUCAGAAAUCACUUUUGAAGGAAUGUCUUUAUCACCACCUCCUCAUAUUUUCAAUUAUGUUCCAAGUUUGGUUAGAAUCCAGGAAGGUACUGAAUUAGAUGUUUUUGGUAAAAGUCCUCGUAGGAGAGGGGAUGAUCCUCCUACAAGACGAGGUGAUACUGCAAUGUGUGAGCAUGACUUCCAGUUUUCACAAGAAAUUGAUGACAUGAUGUCCUAA
Brassica rapa (field mustard) is the source of this 846-nucleotide messenger RNA. Its product is annotated as putative F-box/kelch-repeat protein At3g22730. Lineage: Eukaryota; Viridiplantae; Streptophyta; Magnoliopsida; Brassicales; Brassicaceae. The record is from RefSeq and is a predicted model, not a curated record.